AAGAAGUUUGUUGAUGACGAUGACGAUGAUGAUAUGGAGGCAGGCUUUGAUGAAAUCAUGAGGGAAGAAAGGAGGAGUGCCCAAAUUGCUAGAAGGGAGGAUGAGGAGCAACUUAGAUUAAUUGAGGAGGAAGAGGAAAGAGAGAGAAGAAGACGAAUGGCGAAGUUAAAGAAACGGAAGCUUGGUGAGUAGCAGUAGUAUUACCGCCAAGACUAUCGUUUGACUUCCAAAACAUGUCAUUGUUUUUGGUAUAAUGAAUAUUCCCUUUUUUUCCAAAAGGAUUUGAAUCAUGGGAUUAAAUUAUUCAAUUCAUCAAAUGAGAUAUAAAAAUCUUUGCCCUCACGUUCAGAUUUUUUCAAUUUGAAUUGUAUGGAAAAUAUAUACUGUUGUGUAAACGCAGUUUCGAUUAGGGGGCAGUGGUAGGUUUGCAUUGUAAGCUUUACACAUUGAUUGACCGUCAUUAUACCCAAUGGAUUGAUUGGAAAGUGAGAGAUUGUUCAA
Molecule: messenger RNA, 501 nt
Organism: Vigna radiata var. radiata (mung bean)
Lineage: Eukaryota; Viridiplantae; Streptophyta; Magnoliopsida; Fabales; Fabaceae
Product: protein spt2
Biological process (GO): regulation of DNA-templated transcription; nucleosome assembly
Cellular component (GO): nucleolus
Molecular function (GO): histone binding; DNA binding
Source: RefSeq, a predicted model, not a curated record